Molecule: messenger RNA, 951 nt
Organism: Fraxinus pennsylvanica
Lineage: Eukaryota; Viridiplantae; Streptophyta; Magnoliopsida; Lamiales; Oleaceae
Source: the annotation of a GenBank genome assembly
AUGACUGAUCCCUAUUCAGAUAAUUUCUACAAGUGCUUCAAAUUCAACCCUCUUCACCAUUUUCUCACUUCAAAUCCUCCUGAAACUCCACCUCCUUCACCUCCUCUAAGGGAAGCCCUUCCACUUCUGACCCUAUCUCCCACAAGAUACGAAGAACAAGAACCUUCUUGUUCACACACCAUGGAUUUGGACAAGACCAAAGCCAGACUAGAUCAUAGUCAAACCCAAAACAUAUUUUCAGCUCCUGAUAACAACGUGGAGGACGACGGAGAUGUUGCUGUUGCACUACACAUAGGGUUACCAAACCCUAGUGCUUCUGAUCUGGCUUCUAUGCGAUCUUCUACUGCUGAAAGUACUAAUAAAGAUGAAGAGGCUGAUCUUUCUGGGUACCCCAUCAACAGACUCAACAAGGGACAGUAUUGGAUUCCAACACCUUCCCAGAUUCUUAUAGGUCCAACCCAGUUUUCAUGUCCUGUUUGCUUCAAGACUUUCAACAGAUACAACAACAUGCAAAUGCAUAUGUGGGGGCAUGGAUCACAGUACAGAAAAGGGCCUGAAUCUCUAAGGGGAAUUCAGCCAACAGGAAUGCUUAGGCUUCCUUGUUAUUGUUGUGAACCUGGCUGCAGAAACAAUAUUGAUCACCCAAGAGCAAAGCCCUUAAAAGAUUUCAGAACACUUCAAACACAUUACAAGAGGAAACAUGGAAUCAAGCCUUUUAUGUGCAGAAAAUGCGGAAAAACUUUUGCAGUGAGGGGAGAUUGGAGAACCCAUGAGAAAAAUUGUGGCAAACUCUGGUAUUGCAUUUGUGGUUCUGAUUUUAAGCACAAAAGGUCCCUUAAAGAUCAUAUUAAGGCUUUUGGAAAUGGACAUGGGGCUUAUGGAUUUACCGGGCUUGAAGAAGAAGAAGAGCCUGCAUCAGAAAUUGAACAAGAUGAUGAAUCCAUGCAGUAA